GCGGUUGCAUUUCUAAUUAUUACGACAAAUUUGUGUUAAUACAGUGAUGAAAACGUGUUGUGUUAGAAAGACGAUUAAAAAAAAUUAAUAAUUUAUUAAUGGAUGUUGAACAUUAAUUAGUUCAAAUUUGAAUUGUGAAAUAAGAUUUUUCAACGUGGAAGAGAAGCGGAACGGGACACAAAUGAUGCCAAAGCAAUGCAGGCAAAAUUUUGUACUUCUUCAUUUCUUAUUUCUUCAAUAAUUUCUUCUGUAGGAAUAGAUUUUACAUAGAAAUGGUGACUGUUGCAUCGUGUCGAUAUUGCAAGAUCGAUAAAAAUCGCACGCAUCCGGGUUUAACAAUUUUUAAAAAUAAAAGCCAUGGGUGACCGAAUGUAAAAUAAAGAAAAAACGUAUUCACGGAGUGAAUCAGUGUCAGAUACGUUACAACUGACGUGAUGUUAUUAGUACAUACCAAUGAAACAAUGGCGUGUUAAAUUAUUCAUGAGGUCAUUGUUGCAUCGUGCAGAUUCAAACGUCGAGCAAUUUGAGGUGCGACAAAAUUGAAAUUCACCAAAAUUCAAUCUUGGCACAACGUGAACGAAAGGCGAGAAGAAGAAGAAGAAGAAGAAGAAGAAGGAAAGAUCACGCUGCACAUCGCCGCCAUCGAGAGAUUUGGACUUUGGCUCAAGUACUCAAAUAGAAUCCCGAAACACGGUUGAUACAAAAUCGCGCGACAUCCGACACAAUAAGUUCCGGUAAAAGGGAAGAAGAAAAGAAAAGAAAGGAGGGAAAAAAAGCGGUCAAGUGGUGCGCUAUACGUAGCUUGACACGGUUCCAUAUUGGUAUAUGUGCUGAUCGUUCACAGAUUCUGUAGUUUAUUGCGAAAUAGAAGAAACGAGAUCAUCCCCGAUCCUCGAGUGCUGAUCGACCUUUGUAUUUUUUCUCUCUCUCUCUCUCUCUCUUUUUUCCUUUAAAAAUUCGAGAAUAGUAAGUUCAAUACAAUAUAACAGAGAUUCAUACUUAUCACCACUUGCGACAUCUUUCAGAUGCAAGGAGAAUUAAUGUAUUAACGGGAAGAGAGAGCGAGGUGUUCGUUAAACUUUUCACGAUUCCACUGGAACGAACUUGGUCCAAUUAAUGCGAUUACUAUGCACUGGAAGCCCCACGUUGUCGUAACAAGGAUGAUCAAAUUUUAAUUCGAAAAGGGAAUCUUAAUAGCACCUUGGGAUUUUAACCCCGCUCGGUAAAGAACGACUUGUGUGACUUAAGUGGUCGUAAAAAGAUACGAAAAGGAUAAANAAGAAAAAAGGAAAAGAGAAGAAAUAAAGGAAGAAAGGAAAAUAAAAAAAGAAAGAGUAUAUUACGUUAUGUGAAAAGCAGAAAGAGAAGAAUAUUCAUGAAUGAAAAAGAAACAGCAAGGGAACUCUAACUUCAGAAGGAUUUCCCUUUAUCAUUCAAAACAGCCGGAAGGAAACACAUGUGGGAAACAACGACAAAACUCUUCAACUCUUAUAUGCAAAUCGCAACGUUCUCUGAGUUAACAGGGAGUGUGACGAUCAAAGGGAUUGAAAACUUUCAGACAUGUACAUGUGCGUACACUUAAUCGACAAUUAAAGGAGAAGAAAAAGAAAAGCGAGAAGGCAAUUUUCUCAUUUAAAAUACCCACAGUAGAGGAGAGUUUUGUGGAGAAACGAUCUCCCCUGUACGUGGAACGGACGGUUCCGGUGAAAAAUUCAAUUGCUGGCUUGAAUCACAUCCCUUGAUAAAGAAUCGCCGGGAAAGGAAUUCCCGUUCAAACGCCAGAAGGGUUUCUCUCUCUCCCUCUUGAGAACCUCUGAAAGAAUAACCAGUCUAAGCUUCCAGUUCGAGAAGCGAAUCUACCUGAAAUUUAUAAUUGAUAGGCUAUCGAAUACCACUUUCCUCAAGAGAAAAGCAAUCUCGAUCUUGAAAGACGUUUGAAGAGACCAAGAAACCGAUCAAUCAUUCAGACACUUGUUACGCGGUUCAUAAAAAGGAAGAAGCUUCAUAACAGUGGAAGAAAAGUCAUAAAAAAAAAAAAAAAAAAAAGAAAGUAAACCGGAUCCCACUUCAAUCUCAUAAGAAAUCUUACAACAAAAAUCAACCACUCUGAUAAUAAUUUACUCGCAUAACUAUAAUAAAAAAGAAAGGGAAGAUUUAAUAACAGAUAUUAGCGAUAGACAAAUGGUAAAAAAAGUAAUAACAAAGAAGUCACAAAACACGGCGAACCACUACGAUAUCCACUACACGGGCUCGUACGCGUAUAGCAACGGAGCACCGAGCGUGUACAGCAGCCACUAUCCGGCGAACGGUGGCUUCGUGCAGCCUCAUCUUCAUGAAGACUACCGGCCGAUUUAUUUUUACGUAGCGCAACCUUAUACUAUUCCGUAUACAUUUGCGAAGAGACCGAGACCGCCGUCGUUGUUAAGAUCUGGGAAACCUCGGAGUAAUUGUCGCGUCAAAUUCUCCAAGAGGCUUGGCAAUAACGAUUUCUCGCAGAAGGUCAAACAAGGAGAGUUUUCGAGGAGUCUUAGUCAGGUUCACUUCGUUGAGAAUCAAGGACAAGUGAUCUCAAACUAUCCGAAGACUGGGUUGCCUCGUGAUCCAAGGAUGACGUCUAUGUUUCGAAGGGGCACGAUUUUUGCCACGUUUUUCCUUUCGUUGCUGGGGGGUGGAUUAGUCUGCGCCGCAUUGGUGACGCAACAUUGGGUGGAAGCACGACCCUUCAGAACUCCAAACCCUCAAGAAAGUGCCGGCAGAGUUCACUUCGGCCUUCUUCAAGGAAAGAAGGAAUUGAACGUCGCUUAUGGUUGGAGAACCUAUCAUAUUUCGGUGCCUCAAAUGAUCAAGCAAGAUCCCACAGUGAUGUCCUGGGGACUUUGGAUAAGUACUUUAACGACAACCUCGGCUGCACUUGUCACUGCUGGUCUAGCUGCUUUACUCGCUGUUUUGAAUACAGCCACUUCACCUAGAUCCAAGAUCCUUUCUGAUCCUGGAGUAUAUUUCAUAAAUAUUUUAACAUUAUUAAUGUGCAUGGCGAGUACGAGCACUUGGCUGGCGCAAUAUUACACAAAGCUAUACUUCAAUGUACUUCCUAAGGAGGACAUUGAUAAUAUGUGGACCAGUGAAGGUUCUGCUGAGCUUGGUUAUUCAUUUUGGCUCGUUGUAUGCGCUGGUGUAGUACAUUUAAUCAGCAUAGCAUUGGUCGGUUGGGGCUCAGGACGAGACAAGAUCGAACGUCUGGAGACAAUUCCGGCAUUGGAGGAAAAGACUGCUGCGGCAAUAAUGCUGUAUUGAACCUGGGACUCUUGAGACAGAUCUCAGAGACAAGAAAUCCAUUACAAAAAUUACAGAGUGCUGCUCAUAUCUGUUAGUGUGCGACGAGGUAACAAGGAUCGAUUAAGCAGAAAGCAGAUUCUACUGCAAUAAUUCUACUAUUCGAGAAACGACAAGUUCCUAAAUGUUAGCAUACUUAACAUUGUAGUAUUAAAAGGAAACAAAGGAGCAAGCACGUUAAUAGAAUUAUUAUAUAAUAAUAUAAUCUUAAUAAAAAUUGUAAUAUAAAAUUUUUCUGAAAAUAUCCAAUUUAUACAAUUCAAUUAUUCAAGAUUAUUCGUAACCAAUAGACGAAUUCGUGAAAAAUCAAGAUUUUUUAUAAACAUUUUAUCAAAUUGAGUGUAGAAAUAGCAGAUAUAAUUUUUAUCGUCGAUUUUUAUCAAAAUUAUGUCAAAAUACAUUUUGAUUAGAUCUGUAAUUUCCAAUUAAAUGUUCUAUUUGAAAAAUAUAACCGCGGGAUUUUUAGACCGUUGAAAUUAUCGAAAGUGAAAACUAAGCUAUGUAAUUGAUGAUUUUUACACAAAGUUAUGGAUUUUCACCGUAAUAUUGCGUAAAUUGAAAUAUUUUGAUUAGUAUUAAUAAAGUUCAGUACAUAUAUAUAUAUAUAUAGUAUAUAUAGCAUACAAAGUAUAUACUAUAUAUGAUGUUGAAUUAUGCUAUA
This is a messenger RNA of Apis laboriosa (Himalayan honeybee), 3994 nucleotides long. RefSeq lists its product as uncharacterized. The record is from RefSeq and is a predicted model, not a curated record. The transcript is spliced from 8 exons. NCBI's taxonomy places the organism in Eukaryota, Metazoa, Arthropoda, Insecta, Hymenoptera, Apidae. Bases 2182 to 3294 code for a protein of 370 amino acids.